CUCUCAUUUGCAAAUCUAAAGACUUCUGUUUUAGUGAGAGAAACAUAGAUAGAGAGAAAAAUAUGACAAUUAUCACAGAAGAGCUGAAAGCCAAGGCAGAGGUUUACCUAGGAGAUGAGAUAUGCCAGGUAAAGUCCAAGUUCCUGCUUCAAGAAGUAGGCCUGCCAAGAGGGCUCCUGCCAUUGAAGGACAUCAUAGAGUGUGGUUAUGUUGAAGAGACUGGCUUUGUGUGGCUCAAACAAAAGAAGAAGAUAGAACACUACUAUGAAAAGAUAGGAAAACUGGUAUCUUAUGCAACUGAGAUCACUGCCUAUGUAGAGAAAAAUAAGAUCAAGAACCUUACUGGAGUUAAGGCUAAGGAACUCUUGAUUUGGAUCACUAUUAGUGAGAUCACUGGCGACGACUCACCAAAGAUGACAUUCAAGACCCCGGCUGGCCUGUUUAGGACUUUCCCGAGGGUGGCCUUUGAGCUCGAGGAGGACCUGAAGAAGGAGCAAAAUUGAAUGGUUAGACAUAAAAUAGAUGAUGAAGCCAUUGCUAUCUGGUCGGCGUCAUGGUUGAUUACUUGUUCUUCCGGUACUAUUAGCAGUAGAAUUUCAUCUCAUACUUUGUUACAUGUCAUGCUUUCCUAAGUUGAACUUUGUUGGUUUCUCCACUGUCUUUGGCUUUCAAAACCUGCAUCCUGGGAAGUUAAGAUCUAUGACACUAGUGUAUCAGUUUGAAACCA
This is a messenger RNA of Dioscorea cayenensis subsp. rotundata (Guinea yam), 727 nucleotides long. RefSeq lists its product as uncharacterized. NCBI's taxonomy places the organism in Eukaryota, Viridiplantae, Streptophyta, Magnoliopsida, Dioscoreales, Dioscoreaceae. Bases 63 to 503 code for a protein of 146 amino acids. The record is from RefSeq and is a predicted model, not a curated record. The transcript has a single exon.